CUGACCCGAGAAGAACUCGAAAGGGCAAUAGGGACCUAUGGACCUACGUUGCUUCUCCACCCGGACGAAAAGUACAACAACACCUCCGUCGAGUACUUUCUCCAGCAUGCUACGCUCGUGUCCAAACGCGGCGCCGAGAUCCCCCAUCCGACCGUCGAUCAGUUGCCCCAGAGCGGAGAUCCCGGGGAGUACUGGCUACGUCUCGACUUGGAGGCAGCCAAAGCCGGCGAUUUCACUGCCGCAAAGGCCUACGUCCGCGCGCACUGGGUCCCGGGUCAGACCUACACCGACCUCCAAUUCUGGCUCUUCUCCGCGUACAACGGCCCCGGCUCCGCGCACAUCAACGGCCUAGUCUUCAACAAAAUCGUUCAUUCCGGCGACGUGGUCCUCGAGCCCCUCGGCGAGCAUUUUGGGGAUUGGGAAUGCAUUGUCGUCCGGAUCGAUCACCAGUCCAAGGAGAUGAGUGGGGUUUGGCUGUCGCAGCAUGCCAAGGGCCGCUUCUACACCCGGGACGAGAUAUACAGCAAUUUCAAAUUAUUGAGAGCUACACACCCAAUCGUGUACUCGUCUCUCAACGGCCACGCCAAUUACGCCUCCCCGGGCUUGAACCCCUCGGAGUACCACAAGGUUCCGCCGGGGGGUAUACCCGCGGGGAUCGAGUUCGAGCUCCGCAACGAUACCGCGGAGGGGGGCAGGAUCCUCGAUUGCUCGCAGAAGUACGAGCUCAUCUCCGCCGAUUUCCUCACGGGCGCGGAUGCGAUUCGCGAGCCGAAGUGGGUGACGUACCCGUUCCGGUGGGGUCCGGAGGGCACGGCGACACAUAUGAGUCCGCACGAUGUGGGGGAGAUCCUGCGGGCGGCGUUCGGCGAGCGGGUGCCGGAGGGCGUCGUGAAGGUGGUGGAUGAGUUGGCAGCGCUUGUUCUGCCGUAUUUCGUGAAGGAUGAUCUGAACGGCGCGGAAGCCCCGCAAACGCAUGAUGCUUGGCGCGGAAGCUAU
This is a messenger RNA of Fimicolochytrium jonesii, 996 nucleotides long. Its product is annotated as vacuolar protein sorting-associated protein 62. The record is from RefSeq and is a predicted model, not a curated record. The annotation marks the transcript as partial. Lineage: Eukaryota; Fungi; Chytridiomycota; Chytridiomycetes; Spizellomycetales; Powellomycetaceae. The transcript has a single exon.